UGUGCCCCUGAGCCUGGCCAGGCCCUGCUGUGUCAUGUUCAACCCCGUGAACCCCCCAGUCACCAGCUAUGUUGAGCACUGCUACCUGCGUCCCCUCCAUGGACCAGCACCUGGCACCCCCGGGCCACAAGGACUUGACUUCUCCUUGUGCCAUCAGUCGAACCUCAUGGGCAGUCACCAUGGGUAUGGACUGGUGCCAGGCACCGAGCACCUGGGCACUGGUGAUGGCUCACGGUUCUCCACACCCCGUGGUGCAGGCAAGCUGGGCAAGAAGCGGGCACUGUCCAUCUCGCCCCUGUCGGAUUCCAGCAUUGACCUGCAGACGGUGAUCCGCACCUCGCCCAACUCCCUCGUCGCUUUCAUCAACUCCCGCUGUGCUUCCACCGGCGGCUCCUAUGGCCAUCUCUCCAUCAGCACCAUCAGCCCGUCACUGGGGUAUCAGAGUCCUCCGGGCCAGCAGAAGGGCCAAGGGCACCUGUUUGGCCACACUCCCCCGCUGCCCCCGUGCAGCUCCCAUGAACAUCUGCCCAGCCGCGCGGGGCUGCUGCAUCCUGCCUCGGCUCGCAGCACCCUCAAGCACUGCCAGCAGCUGAAGUUGGAGCGGAGCCUGAGCAGCCCUUUGACAGCCAAGUACCCUGAGGAGAGAUCCGAGGGGGAUGUCUCCAGCCCGGCCUCCACAGGCACCCAGGACCCCUUGUUGGGGAUGCUCGAUGUUCGGGAAGAUCUGGAGAAGGAGGAUGGGAAAACUGAGGCUGAGACUGUCUACGAAACCAAUUGCUACUGGGACGGUUGUGCCAAAGAAUUUGACACGCAGGAGCAGCUGGUGCAUCAUAUCAACAACGAGCAUAUCCAUGGCGAGAAGAAGGAAUUUGUGUGCCACUGGGCAGCCUGUUCCCGGGAGCAGAGGCCCUUCAAGGCUCAGUACAUGUUGGUGGUGCACAUGCGGCGUCACACGGGCGAGAAGCCCCACAAGUGCACGUUUGAGGGCUGUAACAAAGCCUACUCGCGCCUGGAGAACCUCAAGACGCAUCUGCGCUCGCACACGGGCGAGAAGCCCUACGUGUGCGAACACGAGGGUUGCAACAAGGCCUUCUCCAACGCCUCCGACCGAGCCAAGCACCAGAACCGCACGCACUCCAAUGAGAAGCCUUAUGUGUGCAAGAUCCCAGGCUGCACUAAGCGCUACACGGACCCCAGCUCCCUGCGCAAACACGUGAAGACCGUGCACGGUCCCGACGCGCACGUCACCAAGAAGCACCGGGGCGACGUGGUGCCAGGCCGCUCGCUGCCCGCUCCCGGCGUCCCUCCUGAUAUGAAGCAGGAAAAGGACAGCAAUGGCCCUGGUGACGCGCGGAAGGAUGACAGCAAACUCUUGGUGCCUGACCUGGCCUUGAAGCCGCAGCCCAGCCCGGGUGGGCAGUUGUCCAGCAGCAGCGACCACUCGCCCCUCGGCAGCACCACCAACAACGACAGCGGCGUGGAGAUGACCGGCAACGCGGGCGGCAGCUACGAGGACCUGUCCACGCUGGAGGACGUGGUGCCCGGGGAGCCCAUGGGCACCUCCGGGCUCAUGGCCCUCCACAAACUCGAAAACCUCCGCAUUGACAAACUGAAGCAGAUGAGAAAGCCCUCGGCUUCCAAGGAGGGCCUGAACUUGCCAGCCAUUCCCGGAGCCGGGGGCCCGGGGGGCCACGGCAGCUUGCCUGGGGACUACCUGGGGCCGGCCGUGGCCUCCUCGCUGGCCAACGGCUCCCUGCGAAGGCACAGCUCCAACGAGUACCCCGGCUACGCGGGCGCCGCGCGUCCUCACCCGGUGCCGGGGAACGGGCUGCGCCGGGCCAGCGACCCUGCCCGGACGGUGGCCAACCCCCACGCCGUGCCCAAGGUGCAUCGUUUCAAGAGCGUGGGCAACGUGAGCGCGCCGGGAGCGGGCCGGGUCGCCCUGCAGCCCUUGGGCGGCUCCGAGGCCAAGCUCCAGCAUCACGUCUUCUCCCCGCGCCCGCCCAGCAUCAGCGAAAACGUCUUCUUGGAGAGCGUCAGCAUGGAGCCGGGCACGCAGCCCGGCUUGCUGGAGAUGGGGCAGUUCUUGGGCUAUCCGGAGGACCAGUUCCAGUGCCAGGGGACGGGCAUGGAGCUCCAGGGGGACGGCCCGUACCGCGGUGCUCCGCGGAGCACGGCGGGGAUGCAGCUGGACCCGGGGGGGCCCGGGGACAUGGAAGAGGCCCUGCUUCCCUCCGAGUUCUCCCUGCCUCAGUGCCAGGUGAACCAGCAUUUCAUGAGCGCGUGUGCUGGCAACGGGACCGUGCCAGCGCUUUGGGACGAGCCUUCCCAGGGCAACCUGGACCUGAGCUCAGGGCAGCCAAGUGCCAUCGCCCCCACCGCUGCCAUGUCCGGGGGACACUGCCACCAUCACAGCGCUCAGUACCCCCUGCCCAGUGUUUGUGGACAGCAACCCAAACUCGUGAACUCGUGCCAGGACAGCGGAUUUUCCGGUGGGCACCAGCUAAACCGGCUGCAGAUCAAAUCGGAGCAGCACUACCCAGCUCCCGCCUCGCCCCCGUGCUUCAGCCCGGAGUUGGUGCCACAUCCCCCCGACGGCCCCAAGCCCCUUGGACAUCCGAACAGCCUGGGCUAUGCGGGCAGCCUUGCGGAGCCGAGCCGUUCCUACGAGGAAUCCGGCUCCCGGCGCCUCCUUCACUUGCCUCCCGUUCACUCCACGCCCCAGGGACCCAGUAACCCCCUGAUUUAUUACCCGGGCCAGGGUCCACACGCAGACGUGGACAAAGAGGGGCACAAGCUGCUGAGCCAGAUGGCGGCGAGCUGUGGGGGUCCUGGUCAUUACGGUGGCAGCUUGGAGGGCCUCAAGGACAGCUCCUAUCCCUACCUGGAUUCAGGGGAGCAGGUGGCCAACAGCUUGGACUCGCUGGACCUGGAGAACACGCACCUUGACUUCGCUGCCAUCGUGGAGGAUCCGGAGGCGCCCGCGCUGCUGCCGGGGCCCCCGAGCCCUGCCGGUGGCCUCCUGCUUCCCGCCUCUGGUGGCCCCAACAUGGCUGUGGGUGACAUGAGCUCCAUGCUGAGCACCCUGGCAGGGGAGAGCCAUUUCCUCAGCUCCCUGUCCUAA
Tinamus guttatus (white-throated tinamou) is the source of this 3124-nucleotide messenger RNA. The record is from RefSeq and is a predicted model, not a curated record. NCBI's taxonomy places the organism in Eukaryota, Metazoa, Chordata, Aves, Tinamiformes, Tinamidae.